AUGUACGGUACGAAGUACGGUCGCGGCCGCGCAGCGUCUCCAGAAGCAGAGGAGACUCCAGCGGCCGGGUCCUCAGGACCAGUAGGAGCUCCAGCGUCCGGGUCCACAGCACCAGCAGCAGCUCCACCGACCGGGUCCUCAGCACCAGUAGUAGCUCCAACGCCCGGGUCCUCAGCAGCAGCAGCAGCGCCACCGCUCGGGUCCUCAGCUCCAGCAGCAGCUCCACCGUCCGAGUCCUCAGCACCAGCAGCAGCUCCACCGUCCGGGUCCGCAGCACCAGCAGCAGCGCCACCGCCCGGGUCCUCAGCUCCAGCAGCAGCUCCAACGUCCGAGUCCGCAGCACCAGCAGCAGCUCCACCAGGCGGGUCCGCAGCACCAGCAGCAGCUCCAACGUCCGGGUCCUCAGCACCAGCAGCAGCGCCACCCCCAGGGUCCGCAGCACCAGGAGCACCACUCCGAAGACUGCAGCGCCGUGUGUACCACUCGCGGAUCUGCUGA
Closterium sp. Yama58-4 is the source of this 498-nucleotide messenger RNA. NCBI's taxonomy places the organism in Eukaryota, Viridiplantae, Streptophyta, Zygnematophyceae, Desmidiales, Closteriaceae. The record is from the annotation of a GenBank genome assembly.